AUGAGGUUACUGUGGAUCACUUUGCUUGCUAGCCUUUUUCUAGCCGCCACAGGGUAAAUUAUGUUACUAUAUGUAAUAGCUAGAGAACAGAAAUCUCAAAUGGUAUAGUUACAGUAAUCUUUAGAGUUUUUCUUUACAGUCGCUACGCCUUUAACACAGUGGAUUCUGAUGACAAUGACGGUGAAAUCUGGGCAGUUCUUGUCGCCGGCUCGAAUUCAUGGUGGAACUACAGACAUCAAGCAGACAUUUGCCAUGCUUAUCACAUUCUAAGAGAUCAUGGUAUACCGGAAGAUCACAUUGUCACCAUGAUGUAUGAUGAUAUUGCUGACAAUGAAGAGUGAGUGCCAUUGUUAUGGUUUUUAAAGAAAAUAUUUGAUAUUUUAAACAUUUUCAUUUUUAAAUUUUAAAAUUUAUGCCAUUUGUUAUCUUUUUCAAUUUUUUGCACAGUGCAAUAAAAAUGACUGCACAGUGCAGUCAAACUUUUUGCACGGUGCAAAAUUUUCUCUUGCUUUUUUCAAGCAUUGGAAAGAAAGUUUUUGCAUAACAAAAAUGCCAUUAUUUAACAGUGUCAAUAGUUGUUGUUUUUACUACAAAAAAAUGUUUUUUACUAUAGCAUUGUAAGAUAGUAACGACAAUGUAAACAUUUUGCACUACAAUAUAUAAUUUUUUGCCAUUCUUUUAGUGGUUUAGCCCAAUGUUAAUCGUUUAUGACAUUUUUUGAAAUCAUUUUUGAAAUAUUUUUAAAAUUUAAAAAAUUUUUGAAAUUUAAAACCUUUUGAAAUUAAAAAUUUUUUUAAUUUUCAUUUUUUCAGAAACCCCUUCAAAGGCAAGAUCUUCAACCACCCCAAUGGGUCCGACCUCUACGAAGGCGUCAAGAUCGAUUACCGUGGCGAAGACGUCAAUCCUGAAAACUUCUUGAAGGUCUUAAAAGGAGAACCAAACGGACCACACCGAGUGGUACAGUCGACCCAAAACGACCGUGUCUUUGUCUACUUUUCCGACCACGGUGGACCCGGCAUCCUCAACUUCCCCGACUCCACCCUGACCGUCAAAGACCUGAUUGGUACUCUGCACCAACUGCACCAAAACCAAGUCUACAAGGAGCUGGUACUGUACGUUGAAGCAUGCUUCUCUGGCUCAAUGUUCAGCGGAUUCUUGCCCAAUAACACCAAUAUCUACGCAGUAACGGCCGCCAACUCGGCCGAAUCAUCGUACGCAUGUUACUGUGACAGUAGAAAGUUACCGGGAGUAUGCUUAGGCGAUUUGUUCAGUGUGAACUGGAUGGAAGACUCGGACAGAGAAGAUAUCGAGACAGAAAAGCUGAGUCAACAGUUCAAGAUUGUGAAACAAGAGACCUCGAGCAGCCAUGUCAUGAAGUUUGGCGAUGAAGAGUUUGUCAGCGAACCUGUGGGAGACUUCCAAGGCAGAGAGGGCAAUAAAAACAAGAGAUUUGUAGCUGAAAAGGUAGGACAACGACCGAAAUCCGGCCAAAAAUGUCAUUUUUCAGGUAAAAAACCUAGAAAACCGACAAUAUUUUAAAGAAAAAAUGCGUAAAAUAACAAGAACCUUCUUUACAAACCCUCAAAAACUUUAUUUUUCACUUUUUUAUACCUAAAUUAACAAAAAACAACUUUUUGCACCGUGCAAAAUUUUCGACUGCACAGUGCAACGUUUAUUUUUGCACGGUGCAAAAUUUUUACAUUGUUAUUACUACUUUAUAAUGUUAUUGUAAAAAAUAUUUUUUGUAGUAAAAAUAACAGCUUUUGACACCGUUAAAUAAUGACAUUUUUAUUAUGCAAAAACUGUCUUUCCAGUGCUUAAAAAAAGAAGGAGAAAAUAUACCACCGUGCAACGAAUUUGGUUCCACUGUGCAGUCGGUUAUUUUGCCCGGCGCAAAAAGUAAAUAGUGCUGGAGUUGAUAUGAAAUUAAGAUUUUAUAAUUAAAAAUUAUGAAGAAACUUUGUUUACAAGGCAAAACAUGGCAGAAAAGGGCUUUGAAAAGGCAAAAAAUGAAGAAAUUUUGAAGAAAAACCGCAAUAACUUUGUUUACAAAGGCUGUAAAAUUAAUUUUUAAGGAUUUUAUAAAACCUGAAGAAACUUUCUUUACAAAUUUUACAAUUUUCAAUUUCAGGGCUCAGUGCACCAGUACAAAAAGUGGUCCUCAUUGGAAGUGCCCCUCAAAAUGUUGGAAACAAAGUUGGCGACAGUCAACUCGCUAGACCAGCAAAACGAAAUCGAAGCCCAACUAAGCCUAAUGAAGCAGAAGAGGACCGUAUUCAAAUUUCAUUUCAAUGCUUUAAUCAAAAAGCUGGUUCACGACCCCAUCAACCGCAAGGACAUUCUUUCCACGAAAGGCGAGCAAAUCAAGAAUCUGGACUGUCACGAUGACGUCAUCAAGGCCUUUGACAGAGUGUGCUACAACAUUGCCAAGGUACUGAUUUUGGUUUUGGAGAGUUUAAGCGAUAAAAAUGGCUGUUUUAAAAGAAAUUUGAGCUGAAAUUUGGCCUUUUACACUUAAAAAUAGCUAUAAUGUCAUUCUUUAUCAACGCAAAGUUAGAAAAUUGCAAAAACUUUCUUUACAAUAUCAUAAAACCCCCAAAAACUUUGUUUCUACCCAGUCUUCCCCGAACUUUUUAUAAUCAAGCGCACCGUUGCUUAACUUGCCAGAUCGGACGAGAUCGCGCUUUCGCACUGUGCAAAGAAGACAAAUGGCGCUGCACGGUGCAGAAAUCAAACUUUUGGCAAUAACUUUGUUUCCAGCGAUGUAAAAUGGCAUUUUUAAAACUUUUUGGGUUUGAAAUUUAUUUUUUGGCAAUAACUUUGUUUACAAUGCUAUAAAAAGACGUUUUUGAACUUUUUAAAGUGCUUGCAAAAACUUUUUCAAAUAAUAGUUAUUUUGAGGGACGAAAAGCGCAAUAACUUUGUUUCCAAUGAUAAAAAAUUUAGUUUUUAAAGUUUGAAAUUUAAAAAAAAAUUUUUUAAAUUUGCAAGAACUUUCUUUACAAUUUUUUGUAUUUCUUUUUGCACUGUGCAAAGGCGCUGCACGGUGCGUUGGAAAGAAAUUUCAUUACAAAACAAAAAAUGGCAAGAACUUUCUUUACAAGACAAAAAUUGGCAAGAACUUUCUUCACAAACUAAAAAAUGCAAGGACUUUCUUUCCAAUCAUGUUUUACAUUCAGAAUCCCUAUGUGAUUGAGCAUCUUCACGCGUUGGUGAAUUUGUGCAACCGAAACAUCCCGACCCAAAAGAUCAUCGACGAAAUGAUGGACCAUUGUCUGGAUACUCCAGUACAAUUCGUACUGUAA
Molecule: messenger RNA, 3305 nt
Organism: Bursaphelenchus okinawaensis
Lineage: Eukaryota; Metazoa; Nematoda; Chromadorea; Rhabditida; Aphelenchoididae
Source: the annotation of a GenBank genome assembly